Alligator mississippiensis (American alligator) is the source of this 11817-nucleotide messenger RNA. It is a transcript of the gene DNAH14, whose product is annotated as dynein axonemal heavy chain 14. NCBI's taxonomy places the organism in Eukaryota, Metazoa, Chordata, Crocodylia, Alligatoridae. The record is from RefSeq and is a predicted model, not a curated record. The coding region runs from base 1 to 11583 and encodes 3860 amino acids. The transcript is spliced from 71 exons. Gene Ontology annotation, molecular function: dynein light intermediate chain binding; ATP hydrolysis activity; minus-end-directed microtubule motor activity. Gene Ontology annotation, cellular component: dynein complex. Gene Ontology annotation, biological process: microtubule-based movement.
AUGUGCUUUUCUGUGAUCCAUUCAGCAUUUACAAAGCUGAACAAAGAGCUAACAACAGCAGAAGAUUUUAUUGAGCAUUUGACUUUGUUGAACCAAACUUCUGAAUCACUACCAGUGCUGGAGGCUCAAUAUAACAAUCUCUCCCAACUCUGUUGUAUUGCAAGAUCAUAUGCCAUCUUUAUUCCAGCUGAGCAGGUUGCCCUAUAUCAGACCCUUUCUCGUAGCUUGCAUGAUCUUAAAUCAACUGUCUUAAUUUGUGAAAAAAGGAAGAAUGAUAAUAUUAUAAAAUUCAGUGGAGAUUUGGAUGGAUACAUUGACAGUCUACAGUUUGAACUUAAGAAAUUUAAAAACAAAGUUAGAAACCCGAUCCUCCUCCUCAGUGAAACACUGCCUAAGACAGCUAAAGAAAUGAUCCAAAAUCUUGUGGAAGAAGCUGCAGUCAUUUAUAGCAAAACCCAAAGUUAUGUUAAGUACCAGGAUUUCUUCUACAGUGCAGUUGCUGACAUGAGAACAGCAUCCUUGGAAAAGAUGUCACAGAAGAGUCAAGCUGGUGAUUCAAGUGCUCAGAGAGUCACCACAGAGCUUUCUGAGAUUGAAGAUGAAUUAACUUUGCGAAAACUAUUGUGGGAUUCACUUGAGGAAUGGGGAAAGCUUUCUUUUAGGUGGAAACACACCCUUUUUGAGAACCUUGAUGUAGAUUUAAUACAAAUGGAAGUUAGCAGAUUUAUGCAGAUAAUACAGAUACUAGAAAAAGGUUUACCAGAAAAUAAUAUAAUAACAGAUCUGAAGCAGUCAUUAAUUAAUUUUAAAGAAGUCUUGUCCGUCACUGUGUUUUUAAAAAGUCCAUAUCUUCAACAAAGGCAUUGGGAAAUUAUACAACGUAUUACUGGACAAUCAAUUUCUUGGGAUAAAAAGAUUACCUUGGAUACUGUUCUGGAACUCAAUAUGAUUCAGUACAAGAAAAAAAUAAAUGAAAUAUCAAUAACUGCUACAAAUGAAGCUACCCUUGAAAUAAUACUGAAUAAAAUAAUAGAUCUUUGGAACAAAACUGAUUUCCAUUUAUCUCCUCACUAUUUUGAAGCUUCAACUAUCAUGAUUAUUUCAUCAGCUGAAGAUAUAAUAGCUCAGUUAGAAGACUCUCAAGUAACAAUUUCAACAAUUAAGGGCUCCUGCUAUGUUGGACCAAUUAAGAAUCUUGUGGAUGGAUGGGAUCGUAAGUUGAAUCUUUUUGCUCACACUCUGGAGGAAUGGUUACUCUGUCAAAGGAACUGGAUGUAUCUUGAACCAAUCUUUCAUUCUGCAGAAAUACAAAGGCAGCUUCCAGAAGAAGCAACUCUUUUCUCUCAGGUCAAUAACAAAUGGAAAGAGAUCAUGGUACAUACAGAGGAAGACCCAAAUGCUCUUAGGGCAGCUACAGCUGCAGGAGUCCUUGAGAUGCUGCAGACCAACAAUGCACAUCUUGAGAAAAUACAGAAGUCAAUUGAGGAUUAUCUUGAAAUUAAGCGAAUGAUUUUCCCAAGAUUUUACUUUCUCAGCAAUGCCGAACUUCUUGACAUUUUAGCUGAAAGCAAAAAUCCUGAUGCUAUACAGCCUCAUCUUGUAAAAUGUUUUGCAAAUAUAAGGAAGCUAUAUAUACGCAGGCAUGAACAGAACCCUACAGUGGUGGUGAUGAUCAGAUCUGCUGAAGAAGAGACUCUUCAAGUGCCAAAGAGUGUUCGUGUCAGAGGUCCUGUUGAGCAGUGGCUAGGAAAUGUAGAAAGCAGCAUGUUUGAUAUGGUAAAAAGAUUUGUAAACCUUGGAAUCAUAGAGUGGAAUAAAGUGAAAUUUAAACAGUGGUUUCUGACUCAUCCAGGACAAGUGGUACUCCUUGUGAGCCAAAUCAUGUUUAAUAAGGAUUGUACAAGAAGCUUCCAGAGUUCUGACCAAAAAAAGGAAUGCAUGGGUGUUCAUGACAAAUUAGUGCAUUGUCUUGAGCAGCUUGCUGAGAUGGUGUCUGACAUUCUGCCACUUCACAAGCAAACCACACUGGAAGCAUUUCUUACUCUGUACAUCCACUGUAGAGACAUACUAUCUAGUCUGAUGGAGAAACAAAUCUUCAAACUGGAUGAUUUUGAAUGGACAAGGCAAUUGCGUUAUGAAUGGAGUGAAAUAAAUACCACAUGUAGGGUAGUUCAAGGUAAUGCCUCAUUUGUUUAUGGCUAUGAGUACUUGGGCUGUUCUUCUCGGUUGGUUAUUACGCCCCUCACUGACCGAUGCUGGUUAACCCUUACUGGAGCAUUGCACUUGAAUCUUGGAGGCUGUCCUGCUGGUCCAUCUGGCACAGGAAAAACAGAGACUGUCAAAGAUCUAUCAAAAGCCCUAGGAAAAUUCUGUGUGGUUUUUAACUGUUUUGAAGGUUUGGAUUAUAAGAUGAUGGGAAAACUUUUCUGUGGACUAGUUCAGUCUGGAGCGUGGUGUUGUUUUGAUGAAUUCAAUCGAAUAGAUAUAGAGGUUCUCUCUGUAAUUGCUUCACAGCUUCAGACAAUCAAGGCAGCAAAAGAUAGCCAUAUUGUCAGAUUUGUAUUGGAAGGAAAAGAAAUCCGUAUCAACACAACAUGUGGAAUCUUUAUUACUAUGAAUCAGGGAUACAAAGGUCGUGUAGAACUCCCAGACAAUUUAAAAUCUCUGUUUCGGCCUGUCUCAAUGAUGGUACCAGACUAUCAACUCAUUGCUGAAGUAAUGUUAUUUUCAGGAGGUUUCAAAUCAGCUAAAUCAUUGUCUGGGAAACUAGUCAAGCUUUAUCAAUUAGCUAGCAAUCAGUUGUCACAACAGGAUCAUUAUGAUUUUGGUAUGAGAGCCAUAAAGACAGUGUUAGUGAGGGCUGGAGAGAAGAAACAAGAGUUAAAAACAGAAAAUAAUCAAACAGGUCUUCAUGCAGAAGAAGAAGCUCUCGUUAUAAUCAGUGCUCUGAAAGAAACCAAUUUACCCAAGUUUCUCACAGAAGAUGUCCCACUGUUUGAGAAUAUUAUGGCUGAUCUGUUUCCAGAAAUUGUGGUUCCAAAUACAAAUACUAGCAGACUAGAGAAAGCAAUAGCUGCUGCAACACAACAGCUGUGCUUGCAGCCUUGGCUAUCUCAAAUAGAGAAAGUUAUACAGUUUUACAAUCAAAUUCUGACUCGAGUUGGUGUGAUGUUAGUAGGCCCUACAGGUGGAGGGAAAACUACUGUUAGAACAAUUUUAGAGACAGCUUUGGUACUUUUACCUACUGUACAUUUGGAAAAAAAGUCUAAUACUGAUCCAGUUUUGCAGAACUCAACAAAGAAGGGAAAAGUAGAAACCUUUGUUAUAAACCCUAAGUGUGUCAGUCUUGGAGAGCUCUUUGGACAGACUGAUCCUAGCACCAUGGAGUGGUCUGAUGGUCUGUUGGCAUCAGCAGUUCGAACAUUUGCAAAACAUUCCAUCAAAAAACCAAAAAAAAAGGAGGCAAAUACUGAUGCCAUCUCAGAGAUUCAGGACUGUUAUACUUUGAACACCUUGGAACAAACCAAUUCUUCAGUGGCAGUAAGAAGCAAACAAGCAACAACAUUUCCUUAUAAUGACUGUGAAACUAAUAAUGACUGGCAGUGGAUAAUUUUGGAUGGCCCAGUAGACACAAUUUGGAUAGAAAACUUAAAUACUGUUCUAGAUGACACUAGAAUGCUCUGUCUUGCUAACAGUGAAAGAAUUAACUUGCCAUCAAGGAUCAGAAUGAUAUUUGAAGUGGAUAGUCUCUCUCAGGCUAGCCCUGCUACUGUCAGUAGAUGUGCAAUGGUUUUUGUGGAUCCAACUAAUCUGGGAUGGGAACCAUACGUUAAGACUUGGCUAUUGAAGAUCUCCAGAAUCAUUCCACAAAGUGGUGUAAAGGUCCUUGAAAGUUUAUUUGAAAUAAGCAUGGAAAAAGGCCUAAACUUUUUAGAUAGACACAAGAAAAUGCAGCCAUUUCCUGUUCAGCAGAUGGGACUUGUAAUGAAUCUCUGCAGAAUCCUUGGUGCUUUUAUUGAUAUAAUGAGAAAAAAUGGAGGCUUUGGUCACAGUGUGGAAAGCAAGGAUGGUCUUGUAGGUACUUCAAAACUGCCACAAACAAUGGAAUCCAAAGCACUGAUUACAAAGGCCACCCUAGAAAAGAAAAGAUCUCCCUCUGUCCUCUCUGCCCUCUCCACAGCCGGACUUCCAGAUCUCUUCCUCAAGGAAGAUAAGAAAUGGUUCCUGGAAAAAUAUCCUGACAAACUGCCAUCUCUGUUAGGAAAACUCUAUGUAUUUGCAUUUACUUGGGCAGUUGGUGGAGUUUUAAGAAGAGAAGAUGAUUAUGAGGAGGACUCUUUGAUUGGCAUAAAUACCACAGAUGAAUGUCUUGUAAAUGUAACACACAGUUUCAAUAAUCUUGUUCGUGAUAUAUUUGAAGGAGAACCACCUACUGGUGUUCAGUUUCCAUCAGGAGACAGGGUUAUCUUUGCUUAUUUUGUGGAUUUACAAACAGGUGAUUUUGCACCAUGGACAGACUUAGUUCCUACCACUCAGUUCUUAAUUCAGCAAGCUACUACAGCCACUUCAGAUCCUCCAACAUUUAGGAGUGAUGAAAUGAAGAGCCAAGGAAGUCAAACCGAGAUUCUUAAAUUUAUUCCAAAUAUGGACACAAUUUGCUAUUCUUUUCUAACAAGCCUUCUUUUAAUGAAUAAACAUCCAGUACUUAUCACAGGAGACUCUGGCAUUGGAAAGACUGCAAUGAUUCAGCACAUGCUUGAAAGACUUCAGAAAAAAGGAGGAUUAUCUGUGACAUCUGGAACAAUUUUAGGAGAUGUCUUCUUACACAGUGAAACUAAAAGAGCAAGUCUGUUGAAAAAUACCAGUCGCAUAACAUCUGACAUACACCGGGGUGCCUGGAGAAAGACAUGGGCCUCAAUUGGAGACUCAGCUUUCAAGUUGAUCAAAAGGCCAUAUUCUGCAACUGGUAAUAUCACAUUGUCAUCUGAAAGUAACCAGGUUGUGAUUGUUACCAAAAUACAGUUUGGUGCCCAUACCAGUGCUGCUCAAACCCAGACAUGGAUUCUUCAGAAAUUAAUCCUAAAAAGUAAAGAUGUUCUGGGUGCUCCAAAAUCCAAACAGGUGCUAGUGUUCAUUGAUGACCUGAACAUGCCAAUGCCAGAGGAGUACGGUGCCCAGCCUCCACUUGAAUCACUCAGGCAAUUUUUAGAUUUAGGAGGAUUUUAUAACAGUAAACAACUUGCAUGGAAGAAUGUCCAGGAUGUCUCCUUGGUAGCAAACUGCGCUCCUGCAAGUGGUGGAAGAAGUGAGAUUAGCCCACGUCUUCUGUCACACUUCUCCAUAUUAGCUCUUCCUCAACCUUGCUUACAGUCCUUACAACGUAUUUUCCAGGUUCAUCUGGGAACAUACCUGUAUAACAAUAGAUUCUUAUAUGAGGUCCAGAAAUGCAGUGAUCUUUUAACAUCCUCUUCCAUAGCUAUAUACUAUAAUAUGUGCCACAGAAUGCUUCCUACUCCAGCUAAGUGUCACUACACAUUUAAUCUAAGAGAUCUCUUCAAGGUGCUACAAGGGUUGUUGCAAGCCCAUCGGUCAAUUAUUGUCUCAAAAGAAACCACAGCCCUUCUCUUUGUGCAUGAAACAACCCGAGUAUUCCACGAUCGUCUGACUGAACUUGCUGAAAGAGAGAUUUUUCAUAAUUUCCUGUCAAAUGAACUAUGUAACUAUUUUAAGAUUGUAUGGACCAAAGAAAAACUAAUGGAGGAAUCAACUAUAUUUGCUGAUUUUCUAGAUAUGAACAUGCCUCUUGGAAGUAGGAUUUAUCGAAAUAUCACUAACUAUAAAAAACUUGUUUCUGUCUUAGAAGCAUUCCAUAUGAAAAUGAGUUCAACAAAUAAUGAGACUACAAUGGUGUUCUUUAAGGAAGCUGUAGAACACAUUACAAGAGCUGCUAGAGUUUUUCGACAGCCAGGUGCUCACAUGAUCCUGAUUGGACUGGAUGGAAAUGGGAAAGUAACAUGUGUGACUCUAGCCUGCUAUUUAUCAAACUGCAGUCUUUUUAGGUUGUCUAUUACGCACAGUUAUACUUACUCAGAUUUCAGAGAGGACCUGAAAAAAGUCUAUAGGCAAACAGGGCUGGAGGGACAGAGGACUGUUUUUCUUAUCACUGAUUCAGACAUACUGAAGGAAUGUUUUUUAGAAGAUUUGAGCUAUAUUCUGAAUUCUGGAGAAGUACCUGACUUAUUUGACAAAGAAGAGGUAGAAGAUAUUGUUGUGAAGCUUACAGCUGUUGCCGAAAAGGCUAACUACACUAAUAGCAGAGAAGCUAUUCUUUCUUUUUUUCUGCAGAGAGUUCAUAGCAACCUUCAUAUUGUUUUGACAUCAAGUCCUGCAGGGCAUAAUUUCCGUCAGCAUUGCCGGACAUAUCCUGCCAUUAUUAAUUGUUGUACAGUUGAUUGGUAUGAGAACUGGCCUGAAGAAGCUCUCCUGCAUGUUGCAAAAAACUACUUAAGUCAAAAGAAUAUUUUUGAUGAAAAUGAGACCUUAACAAACAGGGUUACUGACAUGUGUGUUGAAGUCCACAAAAAUAUAUCAACAAUAGUUGAGAAAUAUUUGAAGGAAACUAAGAGGCAUUACUAUGUCACUCCCAGUAGCUAUUUGCAGUUCAUAAACACCUUUUCCAGAAUAUUACAGAUCACAAAAAAGAAAAUUCUGAUUAACAGGGAUUGUUUUCAAAAUGGUCUAACCAAGCUUCUGGAAGCAACAUCAUUAGUUGCAGAAAUGCAGGAAGAGUUGUUUGUUCUUGGCCCUCAAAUAGAGCAAAAAUCAAAGGAAACAGAAGAACUUGUGGAAAAACUUCGUAGAGACUCAGUAGUAGUGGAACAGGUUCGAAUGCUUGUCAAACAGGAUGAAGAAAUCAUGGCUGAAGAAACAAACGUUGUGGAACAAUAUGCUAAGCAAGCUACAGAGGAGCUAAAUGCUGUAAUGCCAACUUUAGAAAAGGCUCUUACUGCUUUAGAUGCACUGGACAAAGCCCACAUUGCAGAACUCAGAGUGUAUACUCACCCUCCUCCUCUUGUACUAACUGUUAUGAAUGCAGUCUGUAUUCUUCUGCAGAAGAAACCUACUUGGGCAACAGCAAAACACCUUCUUGCAGAUCCAGGAUUCCUCAAAACAUUGGUUACUUUGGAUAAAGAUAAUCUACCAGAAAAGGUAUUUCUGCAGUUGAAAAGCUACAUAAAAUCACCUGAUUUUAGUCCAUCAAAACUUGGAUUUGUGUCCAUUGCCUGUUGCUCUAUGUGUCAAUGGAUUUUAGCUUUAGAUCACUACCAUGAAGUUCAAAAGGUAGUGCAUCCAAAACAAGUCCGUGUGACAGAAGCUCAGGAAGUACUGAGGCUAGCUCAUCAAAAACUAGCAGAAAAACAAAGAAGUUUAGCCCUGAUUGAAGAACAUCAGCGGAAUUUAGAGGCAAGAUAUGAAGAGAGUGCAGCUGAGAAAGCGAUGCUAGCAACUCGAAAAGAACUAGCAACUCAGCGUCUGAAUAGAGCAUCUGUAUUAAGCACUGCUCUGGAGGAUGAGAUGGAGCGAUGGAAGAAAGCAGUUAAUAAUUUAAACCAAAAGCUACAUGGUAUCAUGGGUGAUGCCCUUAUUUCAGCAGCAUCUCUAGUCUACAGUGGAGUGUUAACAUCAGAAUAUCGUCAGCAGCUAGCGAAUGAAUGUCUGAGAUUGUGUAAUGAGAACAUGAUUCCCAUGUCGCCAAAUUAUUCUCUAAUAGCAGCUAUGACAGAAAAGAAUGAGGUCAGAAAAUGGCAAAAUGAAGGUUUACCUCAGGACCAGUACUCCACUGAAAAUGCUAUUCUUGUCAAGUAUGGGUGGCGAUGGCCUUUACUAAUUGAUCCACAGAGACAGGCUUGUAAAUGGAUAUGUCAAAUGGCAGGGGGCAAGUUGCGACAAAUUCAUGCUUCGGAUUCCAGUUACUUAAGAACUCUUGAAAAUGCAGUGCGAGUUGGAGAAUCUGUUUUACUUAAGGAUCUUGCUGAAACAUUGGAUUCAAGUUUGGAGCCAAUCUUAAAAAAGGAAGUCUACAAUAAAGUAGGUAAAGAUUACAUCAGAAUUGCAGGUUCUGAAAUUGAAUACAACCACAACUUCAGAUUAUACAUGACAACACAAAAAGCCAACCCCCAUUUCCUCCCAGCGGUUUGUAACCUGGUCACAAUGAUCAACUUCACUGUAACAUUCCAAAGCUUGCAAGACCAUCUCUUGUCUACUGUAGUAAUUCAUGAGACACCCCAAUUAGAGCAACAACAUUAUCAGUUAUUUGAGAGUAUCUCUGCUGACCUAGUCAUGCUCCGAGACUUGGAACAAAAGUCUCUGACACUGCUACAGAAAGCAGAAGGGCACAUACUAGAUGACCAAGACCUCCUUGACAACUUAGAAAGAACAAAAGUUACUUCAAAAGAGAUCUCUGAACGCAUUGAAGCAUCAGCAAAAACAGAGGCCACCAUUGAAAAAGCACGCAAAAGCUAUCUCCCUGUUGCAACUCGAGGUGCUGUACUCUACUUUGUGGUAGCAGAUCUUGUUAAAAUCAACUAUAUGUAUCAGUUUUCACUGGAAUGGUUCCAUAAAAUCUUUGUAGAAUCUGUGGAGUCUAUAAAUAAACUUCAGAGGCAGAUUUCAAUGUCAGAUUCAACUUCUUCUGUAUCUGGAACAGUACAAGCCCCUAGUAGGCUAAGCAGAAGGGAGUUCAUUCAGAAGGACUGUGAAAAAUACGAGGAUGAGAAAGACAACUUUAAUAGACAUCUUAAAGAUAUAAUUGACCUGUUGACAAGUAAUGUUUAUAAGAUAGUUUCUUCUGCCCUCUUCACUAAAGCCCAACUUUGCUUCUCUUUUCUGCUCUGUGCUACAAUCAUGCAAAAUAACUAUAGUGAAAAUCAAGUCCAUGAUGAACUUGGAUUCCUACCUGAAAAUGAAUGGAAAACCUUCCUCUACUCUCACACAUUAUCUACGAUAUUUGCCACACAAUCAGAGUCUGAAGAUAAAGGUUCAUAUAUGUUUAAUAAAAGUCCUCAUCUUUUGUGGAUGACUGAAUCUAUGUGGAAGGAAUGUCAAUACAUGAGUGCUCAUCUGCAGCCUUUCAGUCUUUUGUGUGAAUCCCUUGUGUCAAAUUCCCAACAGUGGAGCUUCUUCCUAAACAGCAAUAAUUUAUAUUCUUUACUUAGCACCUGUUACAUGUCAGCAUCAUCACAGCAAGAUCUGCAAUCAGAAGUAAUUGAAGAAACCACUGAUCUCAAUAGUGCCUUGGUAAAUUUUCCCUGGGAGAGUCUUUCUUCAUUUCAAAGACUUAUACUGAUAAAAAUUCUCAGACCAGAAAGUUUAAAUGGUGCAGUACAAGAAUUUGUCACUGAGAAAUUAGGAGCCAGGUUUCUUCAGACUAGAGGGAUUAAUCUGAAAGAAGUUUAUGAAGAUUCCUGUGCCAGCAGCCCCCUAAUAUUUAUUCAUUCUCCUGGAACAGACCCAACUGUUCAUCUCCUACGCCUUGCACAGGAACUAAAAGGAAACACAAAGCAUGUGAAAAUGGUUUCUUUGGGACGUGGGCAGGGGAGCAAGGCUGAAGAGUUGAUAUAUCAGGCACAGAUUGUGAGCGGACAAUGGGUGUUUCUCCAAAACUGCCACCUUGCUACAUCAUUUAUGCCCAGGCUUUGUACUAUUGUUGAUUCAUUUACCCAACCAAAUAUAAACAUGGACCCUCAGUUUAGACUUUGGUUAAGCUCCACACCCAAUCCUUCUUUCCCUGUUCCUAUUCUGCAGAAAGGUUUUAAGAUGGCUGUAGAACCACCUCAAGGUUUGAAAGGAAAAUUACUUCAAACAUUUGGAUACAGUGGCAGUGGAGAGGUAACUGAAAAUAUCUUCAACAAGGCUGCAUUUGGGCCAUCGUGGAAAAAGCUGCUUUUCAGUUUGUGUUUCUUUAAUGCUGUUGUCCAAGAAAGAAAGAAGUAUGGAGCUUUGGGCUGGAAUAUCCCGUAUGAAUUUAACUCUUCAGAUUUAGAGAUUUCCAUACAGAUGCUGAGAAUGCUUUUGAAGAGCCAAGAAAAGGUUCCUUGGCCAGCAUUGCGUUAUUUGACUGGAGAAGUAACCUAUGGAGGUCGUGUGACUGAUCACUGGGACCAACGUUGCUUGCUCAGUAUUCUGGACAAUUUCUAUAACCCUGCCAUUCUGCAGGAAGGUUUUGCUUAUUCUUGUGAUCGGGUAUAUAGACCGAUAUCUGAAACAGACAGCUUAGAGGAUUGCAGAAUAUAUCUAGAGUCUCUACCAGACACAGAUCCACCAGAACUAUUUGGAAUGCAUGCCUGUGCUGAAAGAGCCUUUCUGGAGUCUCAGGCGCAAGCCCUUGUUGAUACCCUUGCCAGUUUGCAGCCAGGAGUCAUGAUGGACACCCUGAUAAUCAGUGGUAGAAAGAGCCAGGAUGAAUUAGUACUGGAAAGAGCAUCUGACAUUCUAAGGCAGCUGCCCCUGACUGUAGAGGAGCAAGAUACAGAACUGACACCUAGAAGUGAAAGCACCUCCAAAAGUAGAGUUACACUGGAGCGCCUCAUGUCAGGACCUACUUGGGCUGCUCUUGCAAAAGCCACUAAAGGACACAAUCCCUUUAUGAAUUCAGCUUUGUUAACUGUUCUCCGGCAAGAGAUUGACCGAUUUAAUCAUUUACUGGCUGUAGUAAUUCUGUCAUUGCAAUCACUUCAGCAUGCUACUAAAGGGAAGAUUGUCCUCACCCAAGGGUUAGAAGAGCUUUAUCACUCAUUGCUGAGAUCCAGAGUACCUGAGCUUUGGCAGCAAUACUCCUAUAAGUCCUGUAAACCUUUGGGAUCAUGGAUUGAUGACCUUAUCUUGCGAGUGAAUUUCUUUGCAACCUGGGCACACCAGGCCAUCAGCUAUAUACAACUAAGGUAUAACAAUUUAACGAUGUUGCAGAAGCAAGCCAAAGCAUCCGGGAUACCAUUUUUGUCACAAAUAAGUGAGAAUCCUAGCACUGGCGUUCAAGGAUCCCCUAAUCAAUUCUGGCUUCCAGGAUUUUUCUUCCCACAAGGCUUUCUUACUGCCGUGCUUCAGAACUAUGCUCGCCAGAAUGGCAUACCGGUGGAUACUCUUACAUUUGUCCAUAGAGUUCUCCCAGUGGCUGAGGAUGAAGAAUGUCAUCUCAGAGAUACAAAGAGAAAACAGAAUAUACUUCUCGCUGCUUUUAAGGGAUCUGCCCCCCCUGAAAAUGGUGUUCUAGUUUUUGGCUUAUAUAUAGAUAGUGCACGAUGGAACACAACUACCAAUCUGCUGGAAGAGCCCUGGCUUCAGGAGAGAUUUUACCCAUUCCCCAAAAUGGUUUUUAUACCACACAAGGUUAACACUUGUCCAGAAGAACAAGACAACCUAAGACUUUAUGAAUGUCCACUUUACCAAACUCCCCAAAGAGCUGGAAUACUGUCAUCAACAGGUCUGUCCACUAACUUUGUAACUACAAUCAAUCUGCCAACCCUAAGAACUCCAAGCUAUUGGAUAACAAGAGGGGUUGCAUUGUUAUGUCAACUGGAUCAUUAAAAUUGGGGAAGGGGAAGGCGGGGGGAUUGGGUAGGAGGAGCAAAAGUUCCUAAACUCCAUCUGGUGGAAAGGUGUUUUAGUCUCUUGAAAGAAUGGUUAUACUGUGGAAACUAUCAGCAGUUCAUCUGGGCUCUUUAUAGAAUACAAGUGCUAUUUAAAAGGAGAAGGAAGUACUUUAAAAAAUGUGAAAAUCCACUCCUUAGCUUAAAUAAAUCUUAUGUAUAUCAAACUAUG